Molecule: messenger RNA, 1533 nt
Organism: Theobroma cacao (cacao)
Lineage: Eukaryota; Viridiplantae; Streptophyta; Magnoliopsida; Malvales; Malvaceae
Source: RefSeq, a predicted model, not a curated record
GUAAUUAAAUUCUUCAGAUGAGAGCUUCGUUCCAGAAGAUUUUUGCUACUAUCUAAGCUGCUGACAGAGAGAGCAGAUCACAAGCAAUUUGAGAUCGAAACUAGAGACUGAACCCAAAAUAGCUGCUAGCUUGGGACUGGAACUACUUUUGAAUUUGAAUUUUUCCCAAUAGGAAAAAGAAGUUGAAAAUAAUGGGACAAAGUGGAAGAUCAGACGACACUAGUGUUGCAAUUAAUAUCGAAUCACUGUUAUCUUCCCUGCAAGCUGAUUUGAGCAAUGCUCGUCUGUCCAUGCCACCAAGCUACUGCAUAUUCAAAACCCCAAGCAUACUCUCAAGGCACAGAGAAAACUCAUUUCUUCCCAAUUGCUUUUCAAUUGGGCCUAUGCACCAUGGAAAAGAGAAUUUGGCAGCCACAGGUAAAAUCAAAAUCAAGUACUUGAAAGGUCUUCUGUCCAGAGUGAUUACAUUUACAAGUCCGGGUACAAUGUCAAAAAAAGCUAGCAAGAUUGAGCACCAGAAGAUUUUAACUGAUUGCAUUGCUGCCGUUAAGUCGAUUGAGAAAGAGGCUAGUGAUUACUAUGCAGGACAUGAUUAUGCAGCAGAAUUAGGGGAUGAAUUCGUAAAACUAUUGGUGCUCGAUGCUUGCUUCAUUAUUGAGCUAUUCCGUAAGGAUGCUGCAGAGAUCACCAAAGAGCAGGAUGACCCAAUUUUCUCCAUGUCUUGUAUGCUCCAAUUUCUGCAUCAUGACUUGAUUUUGCUAGAAAACCAGAUACCCUGGUUAGUACUUGAAACCUUGUUUGAAAAAACCAAACUCCCUUCCGAAACCAAAUCCCUGGUUGAACUUGCCCUUCAUUUCUUUGCUAACAUGUUUUCAUCUCAUCCAUUUCGAAAUAAAACAAGCCUUUUUAAGGGCCAAGAUAUCAAGCAUAUUCUUGAUUUGUUAAGGUUAUCCUUGGUUUUACCCUCGGAAGAAAUAAAAAACAACCCACGAUCUGGAUGGCAGCCUAUUCAUUCCGUCACUAGACUCAAAGAAGCAGGUGUGAAAUUCGUGAAAGUUGCACCAGAUAGCAUCUUGGAUAUAAAGUUCAGAGACGGUUCUCUUGAAAUUCCAUCCCUGCUAAUUCAAGAGACAACAGAAACAAUCUUACGCAACCUGAUUGCCUACGAGCAAUGUUUGCCACAUUGUCCGCCAAUUUUCACUUGCUACGCCAAGCUCUUGGAUAACCUCAUUGACACCACCAACGACAUGGAUAUACUAUGCAAGAGGGAAAUUUUCGAUAACUGGUUGAGUCCUGAGGAUGCAACCCAGUUUUUCAAUAAGCUGUACAAUGACACUUACGUCAAGGUAUUCUAUUACUCUAAACUUUGCGAUGACCUGAAUCGUCAUUGCAAACGGGGUUGGCCUAGAUGGCGUGCUUACUAUGUGCAGAACUACUUUACCAAGCCCUGGGCCAUUGCGGCUCAAAUUUACGCUGUCAUCAUGUUCGUUCUCACCUUGUGGCAAACCUAUAUCAAAAAGGGUUGAUGAUUUU